CACGCGACCAGGAAGUGCUAUGGCGUUCGGUGGUGGGCUGCUCGCCGGCCGCCGCACAAUGGGUCGCGUUAAACCUUGGCUCGCCGCUCUUUUUGGCCUAACUCUGUGCACUUUGGUUGAGGCAGGCAGUGCUGAGCAGCCUACCAUUACAAUUACUCCUGGAGAAAAGUUGCCAAAUGGGACAAUCUAUGUAAUCAAACAUUCCGAUGUUUCAUUCAACUGCUCAACAAUGUCACAACAGAAGUCAAAUAUAUCUUGGUUGUUUAGUCGGGAUUCAAUGCAACAAACUUGUAAAACAGUUGAGGGAACCUUUGCGGAAUUUACACAUCUCAAUGUGGGAAGUGACAAGCAAGGGAACUAUACUUGCUCGACAAAUUACAGUGUUACCAAGGAAGUUCUUGUCUACUAUCCACCAGAGGGACCCCCUUUGUGUCAUGCAGAAUCCUCUGACCACAGCGUACAUCUGCUUUGUUCUUGGACUGAUGGAUAUCCCCAUCCGACAUUUGCUUGGUCAAAUAAGACUUGGAACUACAAAGCCAGUGAUCAAGUGCAUGGUCAGCCAGGAUUAAAUGAUAGCAUGGUACUACAAAUCAAAGGGUCAGAUUUACAUGAUGGCCAAAUAUUUAAAUGUGUGGGCCAUCAUAUUGCAUAUGAACAAAAGAUGGAACCAUCGUGCUCAUUAAUGUUGAAGGUUCCACUUCCUGAAUCAAAACCUCUUGUAUAUGGAAUUGAGGGAAGGAAUACAACACUCAUCUGCCACUCUAAGGAAGGAAAUCCUCUUCCGAAAUUAACCUGGCUACGAAACGAUGACGUGGAAAUUUUCACUAAUAAUAAAUAUAUAGUCUUACAAGAGGGUGUUACUUCAUUCCUAACAAUACAACAGUCAUCUAAAGCAUUGGAUGAAGGGAGAUAUGUUUGCAAGAGUGAAAAUCCUCUGGGGAUUAAAGAAGUGGAAAUAUGGGUCUCAUUUAACAAUAAAAACAUUUCUGGAUUGGUUGGAGCAAUUGCUAUCCUUGUACUUCUAAUUAUUGCUGCAAUUUGUGGAAUUUUCCUCUAUAAGAACAGGAACCUAUUUAACACAAGAAGACAUUUUUGGCAAACGGGUUCAAAUGUUUUUACUCUGGUGGAUUCGGAGGAAGACGACUAUCUUGCAGAUGAGGGUUCAUCUGGAAUAACCUCAGUUGUUAAUCAUCAACCUGUUCAGUCAAUAAAUGGUCAUGCUUUUGUUGAAGGUAACGAACAAAAAACUCAUAAUGACCGGCUUCCAAAUGAAGGAAGAAACGAGAGUGACGCUUAAAGGACCAGGGGAAAUAUGAUUGCUUUGGUGCAAUUUUUUUUGCGUAAAUCUGUGGAGAAGUGUGCUGUGUUGGGGAUUUCCAGUGAGCUCUGAUUGAGCCAAUGUAUUGUAUGGAUACAAUUAAUUUAAUGUUAUUGUACAGCCCUUUUUUUUAGAUACACUGAAACUGAUGACACAAAAAUGUUAGGAACUGCUUUUAAACACCAGAAUAUAGACUGCCACAAAAAUCAAUACAAUUUAUGCUCAGGAUUUAAGUAUGAAAAGUAGGUCUAGUGAGUUUGCUGUAUCUGUCUGGUAAUAACCUUUUGGCUUACAAAUAAUUUAGUUUAAAAGUGCCUUGUUUGUCGCGUUUUAUAAAAUAAUGCUCUGUAUUCAACUCUUGAGUGUCUAUUUGUAAACUCUACAAAAUAUUUCUGAGCAUUUUCAAAGAAGAAUCUUUUUGUAAAAUUGUACAUUAUAAUUAACUGUUAAAAUGAUUCUAUUCAUCUUGGUUUUGUUCAGUGAUUGAAUUAUUUAUGCAAAUAGGAAUCAUUUUAUAUUAAUACGCAAAGACAAAUAUCGUGUUUAUUUUAAGUGGUUUUACUAUUUGUGUAGCUUAGCUGAUGUCUUUUUUAUAAACAAAACCUGUAUUAUGUGCUAAUGUUCUACGGAAUAAAAAUUCCUUAU
Hypanus sabinus (Atlantic stingray) is the source of this 1963-nucleotide messenger RNA. It is a transcript of the gene vsig10, whose product is annotated as V-set and immunoglobulin domain containing 10. Lineage: Eukaryota; Metazoa; Chordata; Chondrichthyes; Myliobatiformes; Dasyatidae. Gene Ontology annotation, cellular component: cell-cell junction. Bases 20 to 1297 code for a protein of 425 amino acids. The transcript has 9 exons. The record is from RefSeq and is a predicted model, not a curated record. Gene Ontology annotation, biological process: cell-cell adhesion. Gene Ontology annotation, molecular function: cell adhesion molecule binding.